AUUUUUAAAUAUUCUUUUAAUUGAGCACAAACAUGUUUCACCUUUCUAGAAAGGCAAAACUUUUAUUUUGAAACUACGGAAAUGUGUAACCGGAAGGGGUGCGUCAAAGCAGUCGAUGCAAGUAUGGUGGCUGCAUCGACACAAGCGGCGCCGCAGUCUCCGGCACCGCCGUCUGGGCCCAUGCCUUUUGACCUUUCGCAACCUCCUGUCAUUGAAGGCUUCUUCCCUUCCCCGAAAAUCAAGGAUGAAACUUUCAAAGAGAAAUUCAUCAGGAAAACCAAGGAGAACCCUUUCGUCCCCAUAGGCUGUUUGGGAACAGCAGGAGCCCUGAUGUACGGCCUCCGCGCUUUCCACCAAGGAAAGACCAGACAAUCCCAGUUGCUGAUGAGGGGACGCAUCUUUGCCCAGGGCUUCACUGUUGUUGCCAUCAUCGUGGGCGUCUUUGCCACAGCUGUGAAACCCAAGCCGUGAGGAUGGGCCAGACCGGCGAAAUGUAACCUUAAAGCCAACUGAACAAACGGGUUCAGAGUCGUAUUUUGUAAAAACCUUCUAUAUUAAAAAGUUUGAACAUGUUUUGCUUGAAACCUGAAGCAAAUGGGUUUCUCUUUUAAUCCCAAUAAGUGAGCAAACUGGGAUUAACAUCACUGCUGUAGCAGUGAGGUUCCUGAAAUGAUUGAAACAGUGAAAAUACGCUUUGGGUUUUAAAGCAAACUUUGAAUCUGUCUGAUUAUAAAAUGUUUAGUGGCAUAAAACUCAACACAAUGUUGAGUUGGGAUGUUAAAACUACCCAGAUUGAAAUUUGCCUUAAGUUUGGCAUUAAACUACAUAUUGUGGUGUUGCCAGACUUACUUUGAAUGUGAAUAACUCCUCUAGACAUUACCAUAAUAAAGUGUGAUAAGGAA
Oryzias latipes (Japanese medaka) is the source of this 902-nucleotide messenger RNA. RefSeq names its product HIG1 hypoxia inducible domain family, member 2A (gene higd2a). NCBI's taxonomy places the organism in Eukaryota, Metazoa, Chordata, Actinopteri, Beloniformes, Adrianichthyidae. Gene Ontology annotation, biological process: mitochondrial respirasome assembly. Gene Ontology annotation, cellular component: mitochondrion. The record is from RefSeq and is a predicted model, not a curated record.